GCAGCAAACUCCACUCCAGGAUGUGGCACCUCCGAAAAUUCUGAAAACCUUUUUUUUCUGCUAAGCUUUUUCAUUUUUAUUCUCCCACCACUGGAGCUUUUCAUUUCAUCAUUAUCACCACCUUCAUAAUUGUAAGCAGCACCAGCAGUAUCAUCAUCGUCACCAGUGUCUUCAUCAACGUCAUUAUAUCUGCUGACAUUUUCACUGAAAGCUUCUGUAGGCCUCAGGCACGAUGUAUCUGGAGAACAAGAGCGCCCUGGAGAUGGAGAUGUCUCAGACUGGAGCCCAGGGCCAUCAGGGCAGGGCGGCCCACAGGAAAUCUGAGGCGGUGGCCGGAAACUUUGACGAGUUGCGCCUCCUGGAAGGCUUCUCCGAGAGGAGGGAGACUCAGAAGCUGCUGCAGGCUGCCGCUGUGCCCCCAGGACACCACAUAAUCUACACAGAUUCCACCCAGGAGGACAGGCGCAACUUCAGCGUUGUAAACUUCCUACGAGGCAAGUGCAGUCUGACCAACCACACAGAGAGGUCCCCACUGCUCAAGUUCUCUCACGAUGAUAGUUUAACAUAUAUGACGCUGCAUGACCCCAGUUUGGGCCCUGGAGAUGAGCUGUGGGAUAACUCAGCUGAGCUGGAGAGGAGAUGCCGGCUGGGCAGUGAAGUGACAAGUCUGUCUCGUUCUCUGUCCACUGAGAAAAGUGAACACAACUUCAAACUGUCUAACAACCUUAGAUACUGUUUAAGAAUCACUAAAUUGGUCACCAUCUUCAUCAUUGUUGUUCUGUGUUCACUAUUCUUCAGCAUGUAUCCGGAUCGAGAGAGACCCUGGAGGAUGUUUGCAGUCUCAUCCACUGAGAGUUUCUCCAUGAACUUUACAGACUUCCGUGAUAACGCCUUGUUAAAGCUUCAGGUGGGUGGCCCUUUCAUGACUGGAAUGGAGGACGUCCCUGCCCAGGAGUACAUUCUGAUUCAAGUAGAGCAGACGGUGGAACUAGGGAUCCGCAGGAGACGAGUGCAACAGAUACUCUAUAACUGGACCAUACCUUUACAUUCGAAGAGGAACGAUCAGAUUCUUAAAACACGGACAUUUGAGAUGCUUACUGGUGCUCCAAUCCUGGUCAAUGUUCAGGCCUUCCUUCUAGACAAUCAGGUAGUUCCUCUCUCGAUGACGCGCCAGGCUCUCUAUAUAACAGUGGAAACGCAGGUGCUCAUUGCUGGACUCAUCCUGGCUGGAGUUUACGUGCUCAUUAUCUUUGAGAUAGUCCAUCGCACCCUGGCUGCCAUGUUGGGCUCCCUGGCAGCUCUAGCAGCCCUUGCCUUCAUUGGAGAUAGGCCCAGUCUGAUGACAGUGGUGGAAUGGAUCGACUAUGAGACCUUGGCCUUGCUGUUCGGCAUGAUGAUUUUGGUGGCCAUUUUUUCAGAGACUGGCUUCUUCGAUUACUGUGCUGUUAAGGCGUAUCAGGUUUCUAGAGGAAGAGUGUGGCCGAUGAUCAUCAUUCUGUGCCUCAUCGCUGCCAUUCUCUCUGCCUUCCUGGACAAUGUGACCACCAUGAUGCUCUUCACUCCUGUUACCAUCAGAUUAUGUGAGGUGCUGAAUCUGGACCCCAGACAUGUUCUGAUUGCCGAGGUAAUCUUCACCAACAUCGGAGGAGCAGCCACGGCAGUGGGAGAUCCCCCCAACGUCAUCAUUGUGUCCAAUCAGGAUCUGCGCAAAAAAGGACUAGACUUUGCUGCAUUUACGGGGUACAUGUUCCUGGGGAUCUGCUUGGUGCUUCUGACCUCCUUUCCAUUUCUGAGAAUGCUUUAUUGGAAUAAGAAACUCUACAAUAAAGAGUCCAGUGAGAUUGUAGAGUUAAAGCAUGAGAUUCUGGUUUGGAGACAGACUGCACACCGCAUCAACCCAGCCAGCCGAGAGGAGACUGCUGUCAAAUGUCUCCUCAUGCAGAAGGUGCUCAAUCUAGAAAGCCUACUGCGCAAGAAGCUCAGAACCUUCCAGAGGCAAAUUUCCCAGGAGGACAAAAACUGGGAGAACAACAUCCAAGAGCUACAGAAAAAGCACAGAAUAACAGACAAAGUCCUGCUGGUCAAGUGUAUCUCAGUGCUGACCAUAGUCAUCUUUAUGUUCUUCCUGAACUCCUUUGUACCCGGGAUUCAUCUGGAGCUAGGUUGGAUUGCUAUCUUGGGGGCUCUAUGGUUGCUGAUUCUGGCUGACAUUCAGGACUUUGAGAUCAUUCUGCACAGAGUGGAAUGGGCCACACUGCUCUUCUUUGCUGCACUCUUUGUGCUCAUGGAGGCUUUGGCCCAGUUGCAGCUCAUUGACUACAUUGGGGAGCAGACAGCGUUGUUAAUAAAAGCUGUGCCAGAGGCCGAGCGGCUGGCCAUCGCCAUCAUCCUGGUCAUGUGGGUCUCAGCCUUGGCCUCCUCUCUCAUAGACAACAUCCCCUUCACUGCCACCAUGAUUCCAGUGCUGAUCAACCUUAGUCAGGAUGCAGAUGUCAACCUGCCUGUGAAACCCCUCAUCUUCGCUUUGGCUAUGGGAGCCUGUUUAGGAGGUAACGGGACACUGAUUGGUGCAUCUGCUAAUGUGGUGUGUGCUGGAAUUGCUGAACAACAUGGUUACGGGUUCUCUUUCAUGGAAUUCUUCAGGUUGGGCUUCCCCAUGAUGCUGAUGACAUGUACGAUAGCCAUGUGUUACCUGCUGGCAACUCACGUCGGACUGGGCUGGAACACCUAAAUCUGCCAUCUGUACUGCCAUCCAAAGACACUCUGUGUGUGUGAGACAGUGAGAGAGAGAGUGAGAUAAUCUGUGUGUGUGAGUGAGCUAUAAGUGACAGUGGAUCUGACUUUGGGGGAUGACAGACUCAGCCUAAUGGACAGCGGUGAUCAGCCGAUCAUGCCGAUCAUGUGCUUACGGCCCAUGCAUCAUGCUGUGAAGGUGUGAUAAAACAUUCAAACAAGGGAACGCCUGCACCUGCUUAAGGGCUAGGGGUAGCAGUGUAUUCCACUGUGGUGCUAUUGCCAUUUUUAGUGAGGAGUUUUGCUGAACUGUUUACAUUUGUCAAAAAAAAAAAAAAAACAACCAACCAGAAGAUUCCUUAUUCUUUAUUGUUAAGACACAGUAGUUCUGUUUAUAUGAUUUUAUGUGGCCAUAAAACAGUAUUUAUUGAUACAUUUCAGUUAGAUAUAUUUGUCAGGCACUGUAACAUCUGAUGAAAGGGAUAUUCAAGUGUGCCUGUCCAACUAAUAACCAAAUUUUCCAGUCCUAACAGAUCUGUCAUGAAUCAUGUUCCAUUUCAAUUCAUUAAGUAAAUUCAAAUUUCAUUUACAUUCACAAUGAUGGACCUUAUUAAUCCACCUCAUGUAACUAAUGUAUAUGUUCACAGUCCUCAGCAGUGAUC
Pygocentrus nattereri (red-bellied piranha) is the source of this 3395-nucleotide messenger RNA. It is a transcript of the gene oca2, whose product is annotated as oculocutaneous albinism II. Gene Ontology annotation, biological process: transmembrane transport; melanin biosynthetic process; melanocyte differentiation. Gene Ontology annotation, cellular component: melanosome membrane. Bases 233 to 2731 code for a protein of 832 amino acids. Lineage: Eukaryota; Metazoa; Chordata; Actinopteri; Characiformes; Serrasalmidae. The record is from RefSeq and is a predicted model, not a curated record. The transcript has 24 exons.